CUGAAUGCUGAUUCUACAUCGUUCAUCUUUUUGUUCGUAAAACACGGACGAUACAUGUCUGGUACUGGAAUAAUCUACCUUUAAUCGCUCGCGAUGGGUAAGGAUGGACAAAGGCGCAGAUUGGGGAACUGGUGGAUUGCUUUGUGUUUGAUCCUGCAUUGUAAGCAGCGCGUUUCAGCGCAGAUCAGAUAUUCGGUUCCGGAGGAGGUGAAAGAAGGGACACAUGUGGGAAAUAUCGCUAAGGAUCUCGGUCUUGAUGUGAGUUCAUUAGAGCACAGGCGAUUCCGUAUCGUUUCUGGAUCUAAGGACAGCUUUUUCCAGGUAAAUCAGAACAAUGGCGUCCUGUAUGUUUAUAAGAAAAUCGACCGAGAGGAGAUUUGUGAUGGCAAUGCUGCGUGUGUGCUGAAUUUAAAGAUUGCAGUUGAAAAUCCGCUCGAGGUUCACUAUGUUGAGGUUGAGAUAACAGAUGUAAAUGAUCACUCGCCUUCUUUCCAUGAAAAAGACUUGCAUUUAGAAAUUGCAGAAAAUAUUUUAAAAGGCACACGCUUCGACCUCCCAACCGCACGGGACUUGGAUGUCGGUGUUAACUCUAUCCGGACUUAUCGGCUUGGACAAAAUGAGCAUUUUGACAUAGAAAUAAGAGACAGUGAAUACGGGGAUAAGAGUCCAUUUCUGCUCUUACAGAAACCUUUAGAUAGGGAGAAUAAAGAGAAACACAUCCUAACUUUAACUGCAGUUGAUGGAGGAAAUCCUCCAAAAUCAGGCACGUUAAAUAUUACUGUCACAGUCCUCGAUGUAAACGACAACCGGCCAACAUGCAACCGAGACACAUACACUAUUACUUUAAAUGAGAACGCCUCUCCCGGAUUCAGGGUUACGUUUAUUAAUGCAACUGACCCAGAUGAGGGCGUUAACGGAGAAGUUGAAUAUACUUACGGCAGAAAUGCACAGCGUAAAAUACAUGAUAUGUUUGAGUUGGACAAAGUGACCGGUGAAAUAAGAGUCAAAGGCAAAAUAGACUUUGAAGAGAACGAAAUUUUUAACCUGAAUAUAAAAGCAUCUGAUAAGGGACGCCCUCCACUAAAUGCUGACUGCAGAGUUAUCAUUAAAAUCAUAGAUGUAAAUGAUAAUGAGCCUGAGAUUGACGUUACGUCUCUUUCUAAUAUUGUUUCUGAGGAUGCAAAACCAGGAACAGUCAUUUCUCUCAUUAGUAUUACAGACAAAGACUCAGGUAGUAAUGGUAAAGUUAUCUGCAGCUUAUCAAAGAAUGCACCUUUCGAGCUGAAACCUUAUGUGCAGCAGAACAUGUACUCUCUGGUUACUAAAGAGAGUUUAGACCGGGAGUUUGCGUCCCAUUAUGACAUUACAAUAACAGCUACUGAUUUAGGCAACCCAGCUCUUUCUGCGUCAAAAUCUUUAAGUAUAGAAGUGUCUGAUGUGAACGAUAAUACACCCCAGUUUUCCCACAGCCCUCUUGAAAUUUAUCUAUUUGAGAAUAAUCCACCAGGACAAUCCAUAUUCUCUGUGAGCGCCACUGACAAAGACAAAAAUGAAAACGCUGUUAUUGUGUAUCAGAUUAUAAGAGGCGAUCAGACACAAGGCGAUAUGAGUCCAUUCCUUAAUAUUAAUUCUGAAACAGGAGUUAUUAGUGCUCUGAGAAGUUUCGACUUUGAAACAGUAAAAAAGUUUCAAUUCCACAUACUCGCCACAGACUCUGGAAGUCCAUCUCUGAGCAGUAACGUGACAGUGAACGUGUUUAUUCUGGAUCAGAACGACAACGUUCCAGUGAUCUUAUAUCCAGUCAGCGCUAACGGUUCUGCUGAGGGUGUGGAAGAGAUUCCCCGUAAUGUGAACGCAGGUCAUUUGGUGACUAAAGUCAGAGCCUAUGACGCAGAUAUAGGAUACAACGGCUGGUUAUUAUUCUCACUGCAGGAAGUUAGUGAGCACAGUCUCUUUGCUUUGGACCGCUAUACAGGACAGAUAAGGACCCUUCGCUCAUUCACAGAAACAGACGAGGCCCAGCAUAAACUGCUCAUACUGGUCAAAGACAAUGGGAACGUUUCACUCUCAGCAACAGCGACUGUGAUUGUCAAAGUUGUGGAGCCCAAAGAGGCUUUUGCAGCUCCUGAUGGUAAAAACGCAGUAAAAGACGAGGAGGAAAACAACGUCACAUUUUAUUUGAUCAUCACUUUGGGCUCGGUUUCAGUGCUUUUCGUCAUCAGCAUCAUCGUGUUGAUUGUAAUGCAGUGCUCCAAAUCUACAGACUAUUCGUCCAAGUAUUUACAGGACGCAAAUUAUGACGGGACUCUGUGUCACAGCAUCCAGUACAGAUCUGGAGACAAACGCUACAUGUUAGUUGGACCCAGAAUGAGUAUCGGCUCUACUAUAGCACCAGGCAGUAAUAGGAAUACUCUAGUCAUACCAGAUCGCAGGAGGAGGGAUUCUGGAGAGGUAAGAAAUAACUGA
Danio aesculapii is the source of this 2466-nucleotide messenger RNA. RefSeq names its product protocadherin gamma-A11-like. The record is from RefSeq and is a predicted model, not a curated record. Bases 94 to 2466 code for a protein of 790 amino acids. The transcript has a single exon. Gene Ontology annotation, biological process: homophilic cell-cell adhesion. Gene Ontology annotation, molecular function: calcium ion binding. Gene Ontology annotation, cellular component: plasma membrane. NCBI's taxonomy places the organism in Eukaryota, Metazoa, Chordata, Actinopteri, Cypriniformes, Danionidae.